Molecule: messenger RNA, 7404 nt
Organism: Tyto alba (common barn owl)
Lineage: Eukaryota; Metazoa; Chordata; Aves; Strigiformes; Tytonidae
Gene: MYRF
Product: myelin regulatory factor
Exons: 27
Coding region: 268-3762 (1164 amino acids)
Biological process (GO): positive regulation of DNA-templated transcription; central nervous system myelin maintenance; protein autoprocessing
Cellular component (GO): nucleus; endoplasmic reticulum membrane
Molecular function (GO): DNA-binding transcription factor activity; sequence-specific DNA binding
Source: RefSeq, a predicted model, not a curated record
CCGCAGCCCAAGUUUGGGGGCAGCGCUCGGCGGUGCGCGGCCGAGGCCGAUGGGCAGCGAGCGGCCAGGCUCGGUGCCGGGACCGGGACCGGGAGCCCGGAAGAGCGACGGGACGGGGCGCUGAGAGCGACGGGGUUCGGCUGCGGAACGGUGCGGAGCGGGGCGGAGCGGUGCGGAGCGCGGCCAGGCCCCCCCCGGCCCGGCCCGGGGGGAUGCCCCGCUGCAGCCGCGGAGAUUAGCCCCGGCCACCCGGUGCAUGGCCCAACUAUGGAGGUGGUGGACGAGACGGAAGCUCUGCAGCGGUUUUUUGAAGGCCACGACAUUAAUGGAGCUCUGGAACCAUCUAACAUCGACACCAGCAUCCUGGAAGAGUACAUCAGCAAGGAGGACUCACCAGACAUCUGUUUCCCCGACAUCCCCGCUUCAGCCAGCUAUGCACACCCCCAGCCCUCCAGCUCAACCUCCAUCAACGCGCCUCUUGCCAGCUCCAUCGCCAAUGUGACCAACCCCGCUUCCAGCGGUUCCCUCCACCUUCCUCCCCCGGGCAGCCAGAUCCCAAUCCGGCAUGGUCCUCUUCUGGCCAACCCUUGCGGACCCGGCUACGGUGCUCACCUCAACUGCAAUAACAACAAUGGCAUGGUGGUGCCCAAGGGCUACCUUGGCGGCCACUGCCUAAACAACGUGGUCCCUCCAAUCAAAUCAGAGCCCAAGGCCUCCUACGCACCUGGCACUUUACCUGACUCUCCCCCUGACUCUGGAUCAGAAGCCUACUCUCCUCAGCAGGUGAAUGAUUCUCACCUCCUCCGGACCAUGACCCCCGAAAACAUGUGCCACAUGACUCCCCCAUCUCGCCUGGAGCACCCUCCUCCUCCACCACCUCCACCUCCACCCCCCCACCUCCAGGGUCCCCCGCCGCCCCCCCCUCACCCGCACCAGCAGCAGCACAACCCUCACUACCCCGGCCUGCAGCGGGACAUGUACAUGAAGGCUGAGCCCUUGAUGCCACCGUACAGCAUCGGGCAGGGCAUGGCGCCUGCCGACCUCCACCAUGCCCAGCAGUCGCAGAUGCUGCACCAGCUACUCCAGCAACACGGAGCAGACCUUUGCUUUCCCACGGGUCUCCGCAGCCUCCCGGUGCACCCUGCCAAGAAGCGGAAACACUCCGAGUCACCCCCCAACACUCUCAAUGCACAGAUGCUCAAUGGGCUGAUAAAGCAGGAGCCAGGUAUGGGGUCCAUGCCACUCAACCCUGACAGAGUCCAAACACCUCCCUGGCAUCAGCCGGGAGCACUCUCACCAGGCCUGAUUCAAGAUAACGACAGCUUGAAUGGCUCCUACUUGGAUCCCAACUACCAGUCUAUAAAGUGGCAGCCACAUCAACAGAACAAGUGGGCAACUCUGUAUGAUGCUAACUACAAAGAACUCCCCAUGCUCACGUACCGCGUAGAUGCUGACAAGGGGUUCAACUUCUCCGUGGGUGACGAUGCCUUUGUGUGCCAGAAGAAGAAUCACUUCCAGGUCACGGUCUACAUCGGCAUGCUUGGAGAUCCCAAGUAUGUGAAGACCCCUGAGGGCCUGAAACCCUUAGAGUGCUUCUACCUGAAGCUGCACGGAGUGAAGCUAGAGGCCUUGAACCAGUCAAUCAAUAUAGAGCAGUCGCAGUCUGACCGCAGCAAACGGCCCUUCAACCCUGUCACGGUCAACCUGCCUCCAGAGCAGGUCACCAAGGUCACCGUGGGAAGGCUGCACUUCAGCGAGACCACAGCCAACAACAUGCGGAAGAAAGGCAAACCCAACCCAGACCAGAGGUAUUUCAUGCUCGUGGUAGCCUUGCAGGCACACGCGCAGAACCAGAACUACACGCUCGCAGCCCACAUCUCCGAGCGCAUCAUUGUCAGAGCCUCCAACCCCGGCCAGUUUGAGAGUGACAGCGACGUGCUCUGGCAGCGGGCACAGCUCCCCGAUACUGUUUUUCACCACGGCCGGGUUGGCAUCAAUACGGACCGCCCCGAUGAAGCCCUCGUGGUCCAUGGCAAUGUGAAGGUCAUGGGUUCACUGAUGCACCCUUCAGACAUCCGGGUGAAGGAGGACAUCCAGGAGGUGGACACCACAGAGCAGCUGAAGAGGAUCUCCCGUAUGCGGCUAGUACACUACAACUACAAGCCCGAGUUUGCGGCCACAGUGGGCAUCGACAACACCUCCGAGACAGGCGUCAUUGCUCAGGAGGUAAAGGAGAUCCUCCCUGAAGCUGUGAAGGACACUGGGGACCUGGUCUUUUCCAAUGGGAAGACCCUUGAGAACUUCCUGGUGGUGAACAAGGAGCGCAUCUUCAUGGAGAACGUGGGAGCCGUGAAGGAGCUCUGCAAACUGACAGACAACCUGGAGACCCGCAUCGAUGAGCUGGAGAGAUGGAGUCACAAGUUGGCCAAGCUCAAGCGGCUGGACAGCAUGAAGUCAACCGUGAGCUCUGGGGCAUUCAGCCAAACGGGAAGCCAGUUCAGCCGUGCGGGAAGCGUACCCCACAAAAAGAGACCCCACAAAGUAGCCAGCAAGUCACCGUCGGUUGUCGCGGAACAGGCCUGCAUCAGCCAGCGCUUCCUGCAAGGCACCAUCAUCGCCCUGGUCAUCAUCAUGGCAUUCAGUGUGGUGUCCAUGUCCACGCUCUACGUGCUGAGCUUGCGCAGUGAAGAGGACCUUGUGGAUAUCGAUGGCUCUUUUGCUGUGCCCACUGACUGUCUCCUGGCCCUCUUUCGGCACAGGGGUCCUGGGGUCCCGGUCGCUCUAUGUCCACGGUCAAGCCAGAACUUUGAUAAAACACAGAUGGUGCAAUCCACAGCUGCAUCAGACGGACCCAGCCGCAGGACCCCCACGUACCACGUCACAGAGGACACGCAUGACUUAGUCUCCAGCUUACCUGGUCACAGCGUGCUAGCCUGCUUCAGCCCACCGUGUUUCUCCACGUGCUGCUCCGCUGCUCCCACCAAUGUCUCCUCUGUUGCCCUCUCUGAGACCAGCCCCACUCACGCCACGAACCGGACAGAGCAAAGUCAGACCUCGCUCCUGCCGGUGACAAAUAUCAAAGCCAAAUCCAGGGGCAUCACGGGGAAAGCGACCUCCUAUACCAAGUGGCCAAAGACGCCUGACAGGUCUCAGAGCUUCGGCAGCCCCAAUGCCAGCCCCUCCUCCCCCUUCACCCACAUCCAGGCCAAAUCCAAGUACAUCUCCAACCUCUCGCUCUCCCGCAGCAACUCCCCGCUGGGGCAGACCCGGCAGCAGCGCAGCAUCAAGCAGCCGGUGAGCGAGUGGCCCCGCACGGAGGAUCCCGGCACGGAUGGGCCAAGCCCAGUGCUGCACUCCGUCCGGAUCGUGGAGAUCAAUCUGGCCAUCCAGUCCCAGCACUGCGCAGCCGCCGAGGCGUGCAGGACUGGAAACUUCACCUAUCGCAUCCCCGUCAACCAGCUCACAGCAGUGAACACCAACCUGACCCUGGAGAUGAACUCCUCCUUCGCUGUGUCCAUCUCCCUUUGUGGCCUCGUGUCCAGCAACCCCUGCCAAGAUGCUGCGAGCACAAACGGCUCCACCAACGCCACAGACGCACAGGAAACAACGCACCGUUGGCCUCUCGUGAUGAUGUCUUUCCAGGAGUUUACCUACCACUUCAGAGUAGCACAGCCUGGCCGAGCCAACUGCAGCACUGCUCCCGAGCAGAUGGGACACCUUUUCACUGACUAUUAUUUUCAGUUUUACUGGCUCUGUGAGUGAGUCCUGGCAGCACCAGUGCCCUCUGGUUGGGGAGAGGAGGGGGACUGGUGACACUGGGGAGACUCCUGUACACCUUCCUCCACUAGCCCCCAGCCCCACCUUCCCCCCGUCUCCCGCGUGGGGCGUGGAGCUGGUUUGGUUGUGGCUGGUGACGCCGACACUGAAGCACAAGCACACGCGGAACAUAGGACCUAAAGCCCCAGGAACGCAACCAGCCUUGGGGUAGCUCCUGGGCUCACCUCGCACCGACUCCCACCAUCCCACGCCGCCCCGACCAUCUCUCUCCUUCCCUUCCGGGGACGCUCGUGUCCUCCGUCACUUCUCCCUCCCUUUGCAACACUGGAUUUGAAAGCAUUACACUGGACUGGACGUGGACGGGUCUGCCACCUCCCAGAGUGCGGCUGGGAGCUCCAUCCCGUACUGGCCCAGCUCUACCACGUCAGUUCUUCACAACACUGGAAUUGCUCAACACUGGAGCCCUUUCCAAGAGCGAAACGCUGGAGUUUGGCCUGGAAAGGAAGGCUGUGCCUGGACGUACUGGAAGUCGUACGUACACUGGAGUUGCUGUUCCUUCUAGUUGGCCCAGGGCCGUCCCCCACAGCCCCACUCCACAGAGCCCCGGACCCACAAACGGACUGUCCUCUGUGGACAACAAGAGAAGGUGCAGCUUCAACGUUAGCCCUGUCUGUUCCCUUCCUCACUGUACUCUUAACUUUCACCAUAUCCAGCUCUGGAUGGAUAAACUGAAGAACCCCACUAAAGAUGCUGCUGAGGCUGUGCCCAGGCCAAACCCUGUGUGGGGAUAAUUGCCAUCAACCCAUGGGAGAAAAAUCACCCUGACUCACCUGCAUUAAGCCUCAUGGGACCCGGGUUAUUUUGGUUGAUCUUUUUUCUUUUUUUUUUUUUUUUUCAUUUGGCAGCAGCAUGUGGCCUCUCGCAGCGUAUGUGGAGCUGCCCGGUCAGCUCUCAAGUCAACACGCCACCUCUGUGCAGAGGUGUGGAAGAGAGAUCACUGGCAAAGCCCGGUGCGCCCUGCAGAGCAAGGCCGAGGCGCUGGGGACGCGUGACGUGGCUUCACAGCCCCCUCCCCAGGCCAGCAGAUCUCUGCCAGGCACUGAAGAGGCUGAUCCUCUUCCACAAAGAGGGGGACGGCAGUGACCGCGGGCCCUCGCUGUCACUGCUCUCAGAAAGCAGUUAUGUUGGAGUGUAUUUUGGGUAUUUUACUGUUACAAGUUCUUAACUUGCUAAACUACUGAAUUUAUUAUUUUUUUUUUUUAAGCCGUAUAAAAAUGGGUCUCUCGAUUCUAUCCCUAUUGAGCUACGUGUGUCUUGCAUAAGAAACCAAAGGGGGCCACUGCUAAGCUCCACGUUAAGGCUUGACUGCUACGGCAGUGCUGGAACACAUCAGACUGACCGACCAGCACGUGUAUCCUCCUCCCCGUCCUGCUCCAGCACCUCUUGCUAAAAAGGAGAGACCGGCAUUCCCCAAGGCUGAGCCACCGCCAGGCUCUUACGCCCGAGAUAACAAGUUUCUCGAAGAAAACAGCAGCCACGGCUGGGGAAGGGCGGUGAGGGGGAAACGCCACCCCACUCCUCCUGCAGCACGCUCGAAAGCUGGCUUCAAAAAGAAGAGCACACCUUGCCCUUCACAGCCCCGUCACCGGGUGGAGGAGACUUGAACCAAACUGGUUUUGGGAAACUGCAUCAGGCUCCAGCUGCUGCCUUUUGCUGCUUUCAGCGGAGACAGAUGCAGAGAUCCCUUUGCCAGCUGCAGGCCGUGGUGUUACGAGCACCGAGGAGGAGUGUGUGGCUGGCUCUGCUGCUCCGGAGAAACAAGCUGCAAAGAUUUUUUUUUUUUUUUUUUUUUAAUCCAGAUAGAGGGAUGGCUCCUGCACGAAUCUUGUGGGACCCUCCGCAGCCUUCUCGCCCCAGCCUGGGGCAUGGUUUGAUCUCCUGUUGCCCAUCUCAGAACUUCUCAGCUUGUCCCAGCAAAGCAGCCGCAGCCCUGCAGUUCCUUGCGAGGUGGCUAGGAGCAGGCAUGUCUGCCACCAAAGGCUCUUUCUUUGUAGGGCGGCUUCAAGGCCAGGUCUUCAUUCCCCCUGUACACCCACAGGCAGCAAACACUCACCUACACACCGGUGAUGCUCUCCAGUUAUUAAAAUGUACUGGGCAGGCAGGAACCAGAGGGCGAGCAGGGCAGCCAAGCAGCAGCAAAGCUAGGGGAUUACCCUGAAAAAAAGCAAGAGGUCCCAAGGCUUGGGAGUGCUGGUUGCGAGCAGGUCAGCCCCACGCUCAGCAGGAUUCUCUGUCUCUGCCUGCAGCCAGGAAGGAAAUGCUCCACUGGCGCUCUGUAGCUCAGGGCUCUUCCCUCCACCUGCCCUGAGCUUUUUUGUAUGGCCUUAAACUGGGAAGUUACUUUCUUGUGGCAGCUUUUAUUCUCCUCUUGGCAAUCAGUGGCCCAGUCUGACAAGUCCUUAAUUCAGGCGAGUGAUGUCCCGUGCUCUUCGAGGUCUGCUCAGCUGAGAGGUAGCCACCUCAGAGCUGCUCUUUCCCCUUGUAUUCUUGAGCUGGGCUAAAUCCCCGUGUGCUCGUUUAGCCCCCCUGCAGAGGUAACGGGUGGUGUUUCGAGGGCCAGAGCUGAAAGCAUUGCCUGCAAUCCUGCCCCCACCCCCCCACUGGCGGUCCUGGCUGAGGUCAGCCGAGCCCUGCUGUGGGGAAAGCCACUCCUGGAGGGGAGGAAUCAAUCAAUCGCCAGAAACGCGCUAGCAGCAGCGGCCCCAGAGGAGAUGGAGUCUCUCAGGUAUCCCUGCGACGCUUCACCGUGGGGCUCACGAGGGCCCCCCAUGCAAACCAAGUGCCUAAGGGCUAUGGGAACGUCUCUAGUGCCUUUUUUCUGCUAAGGGGACAGCACGAGGGGACAGCGGUUUCCCACGCGUGUGUAAAAUGCUGCGUGCCUUGAAAACGGUGGCCAGAUAGGAACUGAGAUGAGGCAGCACCUGAAGAGCAAAGGCCGGCCCUACCCAGGUCCAGCUGUUUCACGGCAGCGCAGCACCAGGCUGACAGGAAUCCCUCCUAUCAUCAAGAGAGCAGAGGGAGUCAGAAUGCAGUUUUUAGCAACUUAUACCACAAAUAAUACCUUUUGUCUUAAAGUAUAUCCCAAAGCGCAUGCCAGUUCCAGCAGCUGCUGCGCAGCAAGGCAGAAACGAGCUCAAAAGGGGGUCGUAAUUAAUUAAAGGGUCAGGGGAUUGGCUUCUAAGCCUGCAGAAACAGCUGUUUGCAUAGACACCUUCCCCCCCCCAAAAGGUGCCUCUGCCCUAACUGAAGACGCGCUCCCCCAUCCCCAAUCAGUAACGAGAGAGUUAACAAUCAGGCCUUUCCCUGCGUGAGACGGAGGGAAGCUCUGAGCCGAUGUCUCCAGCCAUACAGCUCGGGGAAAAAAAAACCCUCUUUUUCCGCUGGAAAUGAGACGCUUCAUCUCUCUAGACAUUCUUGGCAGGAAGGAAGAUAAGUGCGGAAACGAGGCCACUUGCCAAAGUUUGGCUGUUUCGGAGUUUGUUUCAAAAGCAACUUCACAAACAUUCUGUCCUACUGUUAGAGCUUAAAGCCUGUAAAUAGAGACUAUGCCAUCACUGCAAGAAUUAA